AUGGGCACGCGGAGCCGUGUCCGGGUGGCCAAGUGCCAGCUUCUGGUCACCAGCCUCUUUGUCAUGCUGCUGGGCCUGUCGCUGGCCGCGCUGGCCGCGCUGACCUACUUUGGGGCCCCCUUUGCCGCCGCGGGCCACGGCUCCCCCGAGAGACUGUCCUUCCAGGCCUCGCCGCGCUGGGGUGAGUGCGGCGGGGCGCAGUGGGCACAGCGGCCCGGAUGUGGCUUUGGGCAACGCUGGGGGUUCUCGGGGAGCACAGGAAGCCCCAGGGGGCGGGGGACAGCCCGUAGGAUGUGGGGGAGGGGGCCCCAGAGCCAGCCCAGCAGCCCACCCAGAGGAAGCAGGGGCCUGGGUUGGCCGAUAAGGAAGCAAGGGCCACCCCACCCCUCCCGGCCCCCAGGCCCAUACCCCGGGGGCGCAGCGGAGAGAACUCGGGGUGGGCGCCCUGACCGUCCUCUCCCCCCAGCAUUCCUCGCGGGCCUCUGCCUGGCUGCGCUCCUGGGCCUGGGCGCGGUGCUGAGCGUCGUGGCUGCCCUGCGGGAGGCGGGGGGCCUCAUGGCAGGGGGUUUCCUGAGCUUCGCCCUGGUCUUCUGUGCCCUGGUGCAGGUGGCCUUCUGGAGGGCCCGCAACCCUACCCAGGUAGAGGACGCCUUGCUGGACGCCUACGAUGCCCUGUACGAGCGGGCAGUGCACAGCGCGCCCAGCGGCGGCCACCAGGAGCUGGCGGCCAUCCAGGACGCGUUCCAGUGCUGCGGGAAGAGCUCGCCGUUCAGCCGCCUGGGGAGCGCCGAGGCGCACCUGUGCCAGGGGGCCUCGGGGAGACAGGUGUGGGCGGGGCCUGGCGUGGGCGGGGCCUGGUGUGGGCGGGGCCUACGAGAGCUGGCGAGGACCGAAGGUCAGAUCCCCGCACUGCCCCUUCCUCCUCCCUCGAGCCGGGGCUCCCCAAACCAACCCAGGGCCCUGGAAGCCUCUAGAAGCUCAGGGUCUGGGGUCCGCAAAGCAGAGCCAUUGGCUCUGCCUGGGGGUCGGGUGUUCACGGGCGGGUGGGGGGCCACUGAUCCGCACCCCUCCCCGCAGGACUGCCUGCGGAGCAUCCGGGACUUCCUGCGCAUGCACGGGAACGUCGCCUCGGCGCUCACCGGCCUGGGUCUCGCUGCCACGGUACCGCCGCCCUGCCCGGUGGGGGGUCCCGGGCCGGGUGCAAGGGCCUACGCCAUGCUGCUCUGCUCCUUCCUCUGGUUCGCCAUCCGCGCGGGCCGCGGCCUGGACCGGAAAGGCCAGUACGCCCUGAGCCCCAGGUAGGCGCUGCCCAGCCUGCUCCCCGGCCCCGCCAAGCGCCCUCACGAGCUGCCGGCCCCGCCCCACACUCCAGAACCUUCUCUCCCGCUG
Molecule: messenger RNA, 1389 nt
Organism: Sorex araneus (European shrew)
Lineage: Eukaryota; Metazoa; Chordata; Mammalia; Eulipotyphla; Soricidae
Gene: TSPAN32
Product: tetraspanin 32
Exons: 8
Coding region: 1-1302 (433 amino acids)
Cellular component (GO): membrane
Source: RefSeq, a predicted model, not a curated record